Molecule: messenger RNA, 2691 nt
Organism: Strongylocentrotus purpuratus (purple sea urchin)
Lineage: Eukaryota; Metazoa; Echinodermata; Echinoidea; Camarodonta; Strongylocentrotidae
Product: zinc finger protein 501-like
Exons: 1
Coding region: 417-1475 (352 amino acids)
Biological process (GO): regulation of transcription by RNA polymerase II
Cellular component (GO): nucleus
Molecular function (GO): DNA-binding transcription factor activity, RNA polymerase II-specific; RNA polymerase II transcription regulatory region sequence-specific DNA binding
Source: RefSeq, a predicted model, not a curated record
AGGAUAAUGGGGGACCAAUGGUCACUGAUUAGGCAUUGUUUGCUACAUGAAUAAAGAGGGCGCAAGUAGCUGUAAGUAGUGCAGUGGGGCUUUAAUAGCCUUCUUGAGUUAAUAGGAGCACAGUUUUACAUACAUGGAUUGUGGGUAUUUGGCUGUGAUAGAAACAUGUUUCAGGUACAGCUUUUUUAUGAAAGGCCGCCAUUGUUUUCAAAAUCAAGUUUACAUUUUAACGUUAAAUGCUUUCUUUUGUUUAAAAAAAAAAGCGAACACCAGUACCCUGUUAUAGUUGUCUGCAUGUACUGAUAGCCUUACUCGAGAAGCUUCCAUUCAAAUCAAAGAUACAUAUUUCAUCCUGCUCUUUGUGCUCAGGUGGGGAUUCAAGUUUGCAGAGCUCCUAUCAAAGAAACACUCAGGAAAUGUCAGGUGAUAGAUCAUGUGACGGUGCAAGACAUCUUCCAGAGGAUUUCCCAUUACAAGAUUACUUAGGAACUCAAUCCGAUUCAUCUGAAAGAGAGAGUUGUACAAGUGAGAAUGAUUCUUAUCUCAUACCAAGCCAAGUGCCUUAUUUUCAUGAAAAGCGAGCAGCUGACAGAGAGACACUGGAUGCUACCACGUCAUCUCAUAAACCUGAAGGAAUGGAUAUAGAUAGGAAUGAAGACAUCACGAUGGAAUAUGAUGAGAUGAUCAAUCAGUCUUCCCAGCUUCAUGCAACAGGAAGCGAUCAAAAUGAUCCUAGCUGCAGGCUAACUGAAGAAAAACGCUUUCUCUGCCGUGUUUGUAGCAAAGGUUUUUACUUCAAGUCUAGGUUGUCUAGGCACAUGAAAAUCCAUGGAAGAGAAAAGGCCCCAAGCAAGAAACCACAUCAGUGUAUGGUCUGUGAUUUGACAUUUAGUCGUGUUGAUGAGCUCUCAAGACAUAUAAGAUCCCAUACAGGAUCCUAUACAGGAGAAAUGCCUUACAAGUGUUCUUUUUGUCAAAAAUCACUUUCCACCAGCGGUCACCUUUCAAGGCACAUGAAAGUCCACACAGGAGAGAAGCCUUACGAGUGUUCUUUUUGUAAAAAAACAUUUUCCCAAACCCACCACCUUUCAACGCACAUAAAAAUCCACACAGGAGAAAGGCCCUUUGAGUGUUCUGUAUGUAGCAAAACCUUUUCUGAACGAUGGUAUCUGACAGAACAUCAGAAAGUUCACACAGGAGAAAAGCCAUAUAUUUGUUCCAUUUGUGAGAAAAGGUUCACUAGUAACUGUUAUUGCAAACGACACAUGAGGAUCCAUACAGGAGAAAAACCCUUUCCAUGCUCCAUCUGUGACAAAAGCUUUCGGGAAAAGAGUACCCAUACAAAGCAUAUGACAACUCACAGUGGAGAAAAGCCUCAUGUAUGUUUGAUUUGUAACAAAGCAUUUUCCCAAAGAAGAACUCUUUUAAGACAUAAAAUGAUACACACCAAAGAAACUAAUUUGGAAAAGUCCUAAUGAUGUAAUGUUUGUAAACAAGGGGUUUUGCCAUGAGAAGAGCCUGCUAUUGCAUAUGAAAAGUCACAUAGCAGAAAUGCCUCAUAAAUGAUUGGUUUGUAACGGAGGGUUCAGCAGAAACUUCUUUCUUGUAAGGCAUAUAAGAAGUCACACUGGUGAAAAGCCCUAUGGGUGUUCUGUCUGUGGCUUGUUGGCUCCAUCUGGUCUUUGUAUCAGGACAGGUUGUCAGGUUACAUGAACUAUCGUGAAAACAUAUGCCCCCAUAUUGAUGAAAGGUCGGGUGCAUCACGUCGGGUUACACAAACUUUUGUGUAAACAUGCCCAAACAAUCAUGACAGUCAACUCAAUUGAAUACUAAUAAUUACAUUUUUUCAAAGAUUUUCCUUGAGAUAUGGAAAUCUUUUUACAUUUUAUUAUUGGAAAAAACGCCCAUACAAUCAGACAAUGAAGAAGUGUCAACUGCUAGCUUUUUGACAAAUUCUUGUGAAUAUUAUUCGUUAAUGUGGGGUCGAGACAAAUUUUGUUUGUACAUUUGCUGUAGGUUUUUCAGAAAAACCCUGGUAAACUGGAACCAACACUUUUGGUGAUUUUUAGACAAGUGUCUUUAUCAAACAUUACACCUGACUCUUCGGGACUUAGGAAUAGAUUAUUCACAAUAGUUUGUGUAACCCAACAACCUGACGCGAAGACCCUAUGGAACAAAGUGAGCCUACUAUUUAAAACAAAAGAUUUCCUGUGAAUAUAUCCACAAAAUGCACAUACAUGUCCCACACAGGAGAUAGGCCGUAUGAGUGUUAGUUUUGUAUGGGUGGCAGUCCUUGGACUGCUAAUGAUAAUACUUUGUACACUAUUCUUGUAUAGCGCAUAAGACAUUACAUACGCAUGUCCCUAUAGUGCGCUUGGUAAGAAAAAAGCUACACAGAAAGCAAAGAAAAAAAGGUUACUGAGUUCCUUCUAUCCAUUUAAGAUUAGGAAUAUAAUUUUUUUGAGGUCAGACUCAAUGCAAGUUUUUUGCCCUUAUAUACAAGAAUUUCAACAUCGAGUGUUCCUAAGGAGUCAUUUAAAUAAUGCCUUACUGUUAUACUGUCCAACACUGAUUGUUACAAGGGCAAAAGAGAGUACCAAUGAAAGGCAAUAUCAUGAUAUUUAGAGGAGUACAGUACACCACUUUGUAGAUGGUAUCUGUGCAUGGGCAGAGGAAGGUCAUUUGUAAAAA